GUGCGCACCGCCUAGGGCCCGCCUCCGUGAAGGACUGCCGGGCGCAUGCGGCCGGGCUGCUUCACUGGCUGCCGGGCCCAGCAAGCUCGUCGCCCUCCCCGCUCUCAGCCGCCUGGAGGAUCUGAAGCGGCCCUCAGGUCAAAAAGUAAAAUGAAGUACAUUCUAGUUACUGGUGGUGUUAUAUCAGGAAUUGGAAAAGGAAUCAUCGCCAGCAGUGUGGGCACAAUACUGAAGUCAUGUGGUUUACAUGUAACUUCAAUUAAAAUUGACCCGUACAUUAACAUUGAUGCAGGAACAUUCUCUCCUUACGAGCAUGGUGAGGUUUUUGUACUGGAUGAUGGUGGAGAAGUUGACCUUGACCUGGGUAACUAUGAGCGUUUCCUUGACAUCCGCCUCACCAAGGAUAACAAUCUGACCACCGGGAAGAUAUACCAAUACGUCAUCAACAAGGAGCGCAAAGGGGAUUACCUGGGAAAAACCGUCCAAGUUGUCCCUCACAUCACAGAUGCAAUCCAGGAGUGGGUAAUGAGACAGGCAUUAAUACCUGUGGAUGAAGAUGGCCUGGAACCUCAAGUGUGUGUUAUCGAGCUCGGUGGAACAGUGGGAGAUAUAGAAAGCAUGCCAUUUAUUGAGGCCUUCCGUCAGUUCCAAUUCAAGGUCAAAAAAGAGAACUUUUGUAAUAUUCACGUCAGCCUAGUUCCUCAGCCAAGUUCAACAGGGGAACAGAAGACUAAACCCACCCAGAAUAGUGUUCGGGAGCUCAGAGGCCUUGGGCUUUCCCCAGAUCUGGUUGUGUGCAGGUGUGCAAAUCCUCUCGACACAUCAGUGAAAGAGAAAAUAUCUAUGUUCUGCCAUGUUGAACCUGAACAGGUGAUCUGUGUCCACGAUGUCUCGUCCAUCUACCGAGUCCCCUUGUUAUUAGAGGAGCAGGGGGUUGUAGAUUAUUUUCUUCGAAGACUUGACCUUCCUAUCGAGAGGCAGCCACGAAGAAUGCUGAUGAAGUGGAAAGAGAUGGCUGACAGAUACGACCGCUUGCUGGAGACCUGCUCUAUUGCCCUUGUGGGCAAGUACACUAAGUUCUCAGACUCCUACGCCUCUGUCAUUAAAGCCCUGGAGCAUUCCGCACUGGCCAUCAACCACAAGUUGGACAUCAAGUACAUCGAUUCCACGGACUUGGAGCCGAGCACCUUGCAGGAGGAGCCCGUGCGCUACCACGAGGCCUGGCAGAAGCUCUGCAGCGCUCACGGAGUGCUGGUUCCAGGGGGAUUUGGUGUUCGAGGGACGGAAGGGAAAAUCCAAGCCAUCUCCUGGGCUCGGAAGCAGAAGAAGCCUUUUCUGGGCGUGUGCUUAGGAAUGCAGUUGGCAGUGGUUGAAUUUUCAAGAAAUGUGCUGGGAUGGCAAGAUGCCAAUUCUACAGAGUUUAACCCCAAUACCAGUCAUCCUGUGGUCAUAGACAUGCCAGAGCACAAUCCUGGGCAGAUGGGCGGCACCAUGCGGCUGGGCAAGAGGAGAACCCUGUUUCAGACCAAGAACUCCGUCAUGAGGAAACUCUACGGAGAUUCAGAUUACUUGGAAGAGAGGCACCGCCACAGAUUUGAGGUGAAUCCAGUCUUGAAAAAGUGUUUGGAGGAGCAAGGCUUAAAGUUUGUUGGCCAAGAUGUUGGAGGAGAGAGAAUGGAAAUUGUGGAGUUGGAAGAUCAUCCCUUUUUUGUUGGCGUUCAGUACCACCCUGAGUUCCUGUCCAGACCCAUCAAGCCAUCCCCGCCGUACUUUGGCCUCCUCCUGGCCUCCGUGGGGCGGCUCCCGCAUUACCUCCAGAAGGGCUGCAGGCUCUCGCCCAGGGACACCUACAGUGACAGAAGCGGAAGCAGCUCCCCUGACUCCGAGAUCACCGAAUUGAAGUUUCCAUCCAUAAAUCAUGACUGAUGGUAAUGGGUGAUUCUUCAAGAGAGCCUUCAGACUUCGGGAGUUUACAGCUUGAUUUUACACUCGGCUUUUGACACUUCCUUUAAAUUAUGUUUUUAUUAAGAAUAUUUUAUUAUGGGGAAGGGUAUUGGGAAGACUGUGACCUGCAUGUCCCAUCAUGUGUAUCUGCUCCUGCACGGUGGCUGCCUGGUGUUGACACUCCCCUUUUCAGCCCCAGCCCCAGCCUCAGACGGGAGGCGGGACAUCCGGGCAGGAGCGGUGACAGGGCGGCUGGAGUGCCCGCCAAGCGCCUCGUUUCUGCAGCCACCUGAGUCGCUGUGGAUUUGAGUGUGUGGCCUCUCGCUUCCCCAGGGAGGCCUAGACCAUUCUCAAGAGUGCCGCAUGCGCUUGGUGCGCCCGGAGGGUAACUUUAGCUAAUGCUUACACCCUUGGUGCUGGUGACCUGCGGGUGCUGCCAAGAGCAGUGAAAACAGAAACGAAGCCUUGGCACUGCCCCGCCUGGGGACUGUCAGUGCCAACUGUGGCUGGGACUCGCUGUCCAAGGGACAGUCAGUUUGAUGUCACAUGAACGGCAGGAAGUCUGUGUCUCUCUGCAGCGUGAUUUGAGAAUCCCUGUCCUCUGGCUGGGCGUCUCCUGGGGCUGGGAAGCGCUCCUUGCAUCAAGGGGUCGCUCAAAAAAGAACAGAGCCUCUAAGACCCUCUCACAUAUCAACAGCUUUGCUCGAGGGACUUCUUCCUUCCGGGAUGGUAUUACUGCAGUUGAAAGGCAAUAUGAAAAUCUAUUUUCUUUACAUGAUGUAACAAUGGGCACAGCUGUGUGCCCCUUAUAUUCUGGCUGGACUUGGUGUAAACUCUAACUUAAGAAAUAAAUAAUGCAGAAGAAGAGA
This is a messenger RNA of Myotis lucifugus (little brown bat), 2813 nucleotides long. It is a transcript of the gene CTPS1, whose product is annotated as CTP synthase 1. Gene Ontology annotation, molecular function: CTP synthase activity; identical protein binding. The record is from RefSeq and is a predicted model, not a curated record. Lineage: Eukaryota; Metazoa; Chordata; Mammalia; Chiroptera; Vespertilionidae. Gene Ontology annotation, biological process: pyrimidine nucleobase biosynthetic process; CTP biosynthetic process. The transcript has 19 exons. Gene Ontology annotation, cellular component: cytoplasm; cytoophidium. The coding region runs from base 46 to 1926 and encodes 626 amino acids.